Molecule: messenger RNA, 780 nt
Organism: Mus caroli (Ryukyu mouse)
Lineage: Eukaryota; Metazoa; Chordata; Mammalia; Rodentia; Muridae
Gene: Rpl13
Product: ribosomal protein L13
Biological process (GO): translation
Cellular component (GO): cytosolic large ribosomal subunit; ribosome
Molecular function (GO): RNA binding; structural constituent of ribosome
Source: RefSeq, a predicted model, not a curated record
UUUUGAUUGGCGUUUGGGAUUGGCCGGACUCCCUACAAGCCCAGGGUGCGUUGGGGUGCCCGGUCCUUUCUGCUAGGCCGUUCUCCUGUAUAGGAGGCAGCCAUGGCGCCCAGCCGGAAUGGCAUGAUCCUGAAGCCCCACUUCCACAAGGAUUGGCAGCAGCGAGUGGACACUUGGUUCAACCAGCCGGCGCGCAAGAUCCGCAGGCGCAAGGCCCGGCAGGCGAAAGCGCGUCGCAUCGCCCCUCGCCCCGCUUCCGGCCCCAUCAGGCCCAUCGUGAGGUGCCCUACAGUGAGAUACCACACCAAGGUCCGGGCUGGCAGGGGCUUCAGCCUGGAGGAGCUCAGGGUGGCUGGCAUCCACAAGAAAAUGGCUCGCACCAUCGGCAUCUCUGUGGACCCGAGGAGGCGAAACAAGUCCACGGAGUCACUGCAGGCCAACGUGCAGCGCCUGAAGGAGUACCGCUCCAAGCUCAUCCUGUUCCCCAGGAAGCCUUCUGCUCCGAAGAAGGGAGAUAGUUCUGCUGAAGAACUUAAGCUGGCCACCCAACUGACAGGACCUGUGAUGCCCAUCCGGAAUGUGUACAAAAAGGAAAAGGCCAGAGUNAUCACAGAAGAAGAGAAGAACUUUAAGGCCUUUGCCAGUCUCCGAAUGGCCCGUGCCAAUGCCCGACUCUUUGGCAUCCGAGCAAAAAGGGCGAAGGAAGCUGCAGAGCAAGACGUUGAAAAGAAAAAAUAAUGCGCAGUUGGAGAGUUGCAAUAAAUUUUCCAUAAAGCAAAA